Messenger RNA from Gadus morhua (Atlantic cod), 2899 nucleotides. RefSeq names its product amyloid beta (A4) precursor protein-binding, family B, member 1 interacting protein (gene apbb1ip). The record is from RefSeq and is a predicted model, not a curated record. NCBI's taxonomy places the organism in Eukaryota, Metazoa, Chordata, Actinopteri, Gadiformes, Gadidae. Gene Ontology annotation, biological process: signal transduction. Gene Ontology annotation, cellular component: plasma membrane; cytosol. The transcript has 14 exons. Bases 332 to 2419 code for a protein of 695 amino acids.
UUCAGUGAGAGACUAGUGGGAGCAGCAGAUAAGACAGGUAGAUAAGAGCUAGCUACAGGGUUGGCCUGCUGUGUUCUGACUGGAGGGUUGUGAAAGUCUGGGCGCCCUAACGCUGCGUGGAAUGCGCCCAGAGCGUGUUGGUACUUGAACUUCCGCAUCAGACGCCUGCAACAAAUGAACACACAUACACACACACACACACACACACACACACACACACACACACACACACAUACACACACAGUUGGUCGCAUGUGGAGGACCUUCAAAUCUAAUUUGAUGUCCAUGAAGCUUUUAUUUUGACAAGCAGAGGACACCACAUUCGUUAAAGAUGGAUGACAUUGACGCCAUGUUCAGCGACCUGCUCGGGGAGAUGGACCUCCUCACUCAGAGUCUCGGGGUGGAGAAUGAACCCCCAAAUGCCAUCACCAGUCCGCCCGAAGAAGUGAAUCUCUCCCCAGGCUUCACAGACCUGAAUGAGUCUCUCUAUGAACUGGAGGACAAUGACUUGGACGUGCUCAUGGCCGAUUUAAUGGCCGACCUAAAUGCCACCGAGCUGAAGCUAGCCGUCGACAUAGAGAACCUGAAGGUUCCCCCGUCGUCCUCUGCUAGCCAGCCGCCACCGGCUACCCUCCCACCUGCGCCCCAGGGCCUGAGCUCCUACGACGCCAGCAUCCUCCCCUCCCCCGUCUCAUUGCAAGGCGAUGUCGGCACCCCUUCCCCUUCUCACCAGUCCCCACUGCCCCCGCCGCAGCAUGCCAAGCCCUCCAUGGAGGAGAUAGAGGCUCAGAUCAAAGCAGACAAAAUCAAGAUGGCCCUGGAGAAAUUAAAGGAGGCCAAAGUGAAAAAGUUGGUGGUGAAAGUUCUGAUAAAGGAUGGGAGUUCUAAAACUCUGAUGGUGGAUGAGCGGCAGAACGUGCGCGAUGUUCUGGACAACCUGUUCGAAAAGACACACUGUGACUGCAACGUUGACUGGAGCCUGUACGAGACCAACCCGGACCUGAACCUGGAACGUGGAUUUGAGGACCAUGAAAACCUGGUCGAGCCACUGUCUGGUUGGACCAGGGACAGUGAGAAUAAGCUCCACUUUGAUGAGAGGGAGGACAAAUACGAAGUCUUCAAAAACCCUCAGAACUAUUAUCUGUGGAAGAAGGACAAGCAGACACUGAAGGACAUGAGAGACAAAGACAAAGAGUUGCUGAUAGAGGAGAACUUCUGUGGGACGUCCAUAAAGGUGCCCGACCUGGAGGGAGCGCUGUACCUGCGUGAGGAUGGCAAGAAGUCCUGGAAGCAGAAACUCUUCCUCCUCAGAGCGUCCGGGAUUUACUACGCCCCCAAGGGAAAGAGCAAGACCUCCCGUGACCUGGUGUGUUUUGUGCAGUUUGACAACGUCAACGUGUACUACGCUAAGGACCUGAAGAGCAAAUACAAGGCCCCCACAGACUACUGCUUUGUUCUCAAGCAUCCUCAAAUCCAGAAGGACUCUCAGUACAUCAAGUACCUGUGCUGUGACGACCCCUGGACCCUGAAUUUGUGGGUGACCGGGAUCCGGAUAGCUAAGUACGGCGCCGCUUUCUAUAACAACUACAAGACCGCCGUGAAGAAGACGUCUUCGGGCUCCGCUUGGGCCAACCGCAUCACCUCCUCCACUGGCUCCUCCCCCUCUCCCGCGCCCUCACCCUCCCUCAGCGCUAAACAUGCUAGCCAGGCUAACGGACAUGCUACCAAACCACAACCAGGUCCUGUGUCUCAGGUAAGAACAGACAGGGCUAACAACUACUCCCUCCCCCCUCCUCCCCCACUGACACACAGCUCCCUCCCCCCCCCUCCCCCCAUGCAGACCAGCUCGCUCCCCCCACGUCUUCCCCCCCAGGCCCGACUCCCCCCAAAGCCCGCGUGUCGGGGCAAGCAGCCUCCGGGCCCCCUGCCCUCCCCGCUCCCCCCUCCGCCUCCCAUGGACAGCCUGCCUCCCCCGCCUCCCCCUCCCCCAUUCCCCGACGACGCCACCGAGGCCCCGCCCGACUUCUUGCCCCCCCCGCCGCCGAUGACCUCGGGCCCGGCCUCGCCCCCCGUCCGCCCGCCCGUGGUCGCCCCUCCCCCCAGGGCUAGCUUCCGGGGCGGCAGCAGAAACCAGAGUCUGCCCCCCCCACCUCCAGACCCUGAGUUCCUCCCACCCCCACCCCCACCAAUCAGCAUCUCUUCUGGAGGAGGAGGCGGGGCGCCACCUCCUCCUCCCCCUCCCCCACCUUCUCCUCCCUCCGGCUCCUCGGGGAGGAAGACCGCCCCCCCUCCCCCCAGGAGGACUACUCCUGUGCUGGCCGGAAGAGGAGGAGGAGGAGGAGGAGGAGGAGAUGGUGAGGAAGGCAACUUCAUGUCUGAACUGAUGAAGGCCAUGAAUAAGAAGCGAGGAGAAGACUGAGGUGGAGACUCAGAACGCUCCGGGUUAACGUCAAUGUCUCAAGGAAACUAAAUCAACCUUCUCGUCAUGGCAGAGGCUGUGUUGAUGAACUGUUGUUGAACAUGAAUACUACUGUCGUACUACGAUCAAAGCUCAAUACAGUGUUUGGAAUCGAUCGCCAAUCUGCCAUUUUACUGGUGUGAACACACCGAUUCCAUUUAUUUUAAGUAUAUCGAUAUGUCUUUACUGUACAGAAUGAUACUUUACAAACAAAAAUAGAAAUGUCUGAUGGAAAUCCUGCAUUCUGUCAUCCAAUCCUGCAUUCUGUUGAUUUAAAAAACGUUCAAGUAAAUAUGUUAAAUAAAGGAAUAAUCAGUGAUCUGAUAUAAAGAGGAAGGGGAUUCUUGUCGUCCAGCAAGUAGUCAGUCAGGAAGUCAAACUUCAUGAGGGCAUCCAGUGAAGCUGAAUCAGUCGUGUGAUUUUGUGGAGGGAAACCAAGCA